UAAUAUAUAUUACAUCAAUGACCAUUUAGACAAGAGGACAUGGACAUACAUAUUUGGAGCUUGCUGUGCUACCACAGUUUUCAUACCUUCUUUCCAUAACUACCGGAUUUGGUCUUUCCUUGGCCUUGGGAUGACCACUUAUACAGCAUGGUACUUAACUAUUGCUGCUGUCAUUCAUGGCAAGGUUGAAAAUGUACAAUACUCUGCUCCAGCAAAGAUUGUGCUGUAUUUCACUGGUGCCACCAAUAUUCUUUACACCUUUGGUGGACAUGCUGUUACGGUGGAAAUUAUGCAUGCAAUGUGGAAACCCCAGAAAUUCAAGUACAUUUACCUAAUAGCUACACUCUACGUUUUCACCCUAACCAUUCCAUCAGCUUCAGCAGUCUACUGGGCAUUUGGUGACCAACUUCUAAACCAUAGUAACGCAUUUUCACUUCUACCUAAAGACGGAUGGCGUGAUGCUGCAGUUAUAUUGAUGUUAAUUCACCAGUUUAUCACGUUCGGAUUCGCUUGUACUCCGUUGUACUUUGUGUGGGAGAAGGUGAUAGGUAUGCAUGACACCAAAAGCAUAUGCUUAAGGGCACUUGUUAGGUUGCCUGUGGUGAUACCCAUAUGGUUCUUAGCUAUUAUUUUCCCAUUCUUUGGGCCUAUUAACUCUGCUGUUGGGGCUCUUUUGGUUAGCUUCACUGUCUACAUCAUCCCAGCUCUUGCUCAUAUGCUCACUUAUAGAAAAGCCUCUGCUCGACAGAAUGCAGCAGAGAAGCCACCAUUCUUCAUGCCAAGCUGGACUGUAAUGUACGCCAUUAACAUAUUUAUAGUGGGCUGGGUUUUGGUUGUUGGAUUUGGGUUUGGUGGAUGGGCCAGCAUGAGAAAUUUCAUCAAACAAGUUGAUACAUUUGGCCUUUUUGCAAAGUGUUACCAAUGCAAACCAGCAGUACCUCCGGCUAGUCUGCCACCACAUUCGGUGCCCCAGGCCACGGUGCACCACUAGGAAUGCUGAAUAGGAUACGCCAUGCCAAUAUGUCGAAGAAGACAAUGGUCAAAUUGUUCUUCGACUAUUUUUGUAUGUAACCCAAAUUGUGUUGUGUUCAAUUUUAAUUGUGUUUUUCUAGUUUUUUUUUUCUUUUCAUUUUCUCGUAUAUGAUAUUAGGAUAUGAUAAGAGUGUUGAAUUGAUGUGAUGACUUUGCUAUCGAAGGAUAGGCUAAUUAAAUCAAGAUAUGCUAAUUUUAAGUUC
This is a messenger RNA of Capsicum annuum, 1235 nucleotides long. RefSeq names its product auxin transporter-like protein 4. Gene Ontology annotation, cellular component: plasma membrane. Lineage: Eukaryota; Viridiplantae; Streptophyta; Magnoliopsida; Solanales; Solanaceae. The record is from RefSeq and is a predicted model, not a curated record.